Messenger RNA from Dimorphilus gyrociliatus, 3152 nucleotides. The record is from the annotation of a GenBank genome assembly. NCBI's taxonomy places the organism in Eukaryota, Metazoa, Annelida, Polychaeta, Dinophilidae.
UAUAAGUCAUUCUAUUGCCAAAUAAUGAUAGUAAAAAGUAAUUGAACUAGAUCUAUCCAACUCUGAAUAAUUUAGUGGAAAAUCGAUUUACUUCUUUCUUAAGCUUUGCUAAUGUGUAUAAAAAAAUUUUUCAAAGAAUAUUUGAAAGUGUUUACAGCAUUCAGAAUAUCAAGUUUACUUUAGUUGUUUGGUUUUCUCGAAAGAAUAGGCUAGUUUUUCUAUUUAAUCAAAUAUCUUCGCUAAACCUUCAAGUCAUUUUUCUAAUGGUCAUCUACAGUAACUUUGCCUAUCUGAGUCAAGGUAAGACUGGAAAAGUAAGACUUUAUCCAUGAUUUUCUUAAUUUUUCUUCACAGUGAAUUGAGUAAAGCAAGUGAAAAGUUAAGGAAACUGUGUUAAAAGUACCUGUAAAAGGUUCAAAUUAGAUCCAGAAUAUUGGCCAUUCCACUAACUGUUUUACUUUCGAACUGUCAAUAUGAUUAGUAGCAGUUUCUUUGUGAUAUUUUUCGUUCAGAUCUCUAUAUUAAAUUCUUAUAAUGUAACCGAGAUAUGUGGUAAUAAUGACUCUUUACAACCUAAUGACGACUGUUUAAGAGUUUUAUGGACAAACGCCGGAUGUAAGGAAAGUGUAUUUACUCCUAAUGUGACUUGGAGGUCUAUGACAAUCUUAGAAGCGUCUGAUAAAAUGAAAAAUUUGUUUAACUCUUCAAAAGCUCACGUUCAUAACUUUUUAAAAAAUAGAAUAGAAUGCUUUGGUAUAACUUCAACUUCAGAUAUAAAUAUCCUAUACGGAGUAGAACCAACCAUGACUAUGGCAAAUGAGAAUACUCUAUUAUCUGUUGCUCAUUUAACGGACGGAAUUAAAAUACCAGACAUUUCUCUGGGUGGAUGUUCUCAUAUAGCGGCUAACGUAGAAAUUAAGGUGUAUUCGCCAAGACUUUAUAUAAGAAAAGUAGUCAUUUGGACACCUUUUACCUUAAACGUUCAAACAGUAAAUAUAUGGACUGGCUCUUCUUCAAAUGUUUGCCAGAAUAACGUUAUUCUAAAAAAUGGAACGUUUACUGAAAUAUUCUGCUUAAAAACAAUCAACGCUUAUGACAACGUGUAUGUUAGAUCAACCGAUUCAAGUAGUCUAUAUAUAUGUGAAAUUGAGGCCUAUUUUGAUAAUCUUGCAUAUUUUAAACCAAUUUGGCAUACUUUAAACGAAGCCAAGUUUAAGGUAUACGCAGUUGAUUUAUACGAUUAUGUCUCAAACGGUGGUCAAAUAAGUAUAUCGAAUGAGAAUCCAAUUAAAACUUGGUCAAAUAUUAGUAAGAAAGUGUGUGAUUAUCUUCCAAUAAGCUCUAUUCGCUUGUAUGGCACUACUGUUCUCUGUCAAGGCGGAGGUAUUGAGGGUCAAUUUGUUAUUCUUGAAAAAAGAGCUAGCGAAGCAGUAGCAGAAGUAAAUAUAACUUCAAUAGAAGUUUAUGGUGAUUACGUUGACAAACCCUCAGAAAACUCUGUAGAUAUACUUAAAAAUAAACUUUUCUGGUCCAAUAAGGAAAUAGGCAUUCAUAAAAUGUUGGAUUAUGGUCAUAACAGUUUUCCCAUCAGAAAUGAAAUUAGCAAUGCGUGGAUAUACUUUGAUCUUGAAGCAUUAUAUGAAAUUGAGAGUGUAUCAAUCUUAAAUUCAAAUAUAAAUAAUGAAAAGUGUAAGAAUCUAUACAUAUCUGUAUCAAAUUCAACAGUUUUCAAUGAUGUCGAUGUCAUGAAUAAAGGAAAAUGCUACAAGAAUAUUCAUAAAAUGUCAUGGCGUACAUUCCAUAUGUAUAAAUGUGAAACUCCUAAUCCAAUAGGGAGAUUCUUAAUAUGGUAUUAUCAAGGUGUAUCGAUAGUAUCAAUGGCUGUUGUUGAAGCAUACGGAACGAAAAUUAUUGAAGAAAAGUUCCAGAAGAUUCAAUUAACAAAGGUCAUUUCGAACACUGAAGAUAUACUCCACAAAAGUGAUAUACGUGGUGGAUAUCCUAUAAAGAUAAUAGAUGGAAGGCGUAUUAAUUACAAUGCAAAAAUAACAUAUUUUACUUGUGCCGGAAUCCAACAUAAUUUAGAAAGUAGAUUUUCAAUCUACCUUCAAAAUACUUACAAAGUAGAACAAGUUGUCGUUUAUCCAUUUCGUGAAGAUGAUGGUUUCAGCGAUUGUUUAGUAUCUGUAGAAUUGAUUUCAAGAGAUCCAGAGAGACAAAUUUGUGGUCUUUCAAACUAUUAUAGCUGGUCGAAAAGUUAUACUCUAUACUUUGAUUGUUCUUUAAUUGGAGAUAGAAUAUCUUUAUACAGGAGUAAUGGUUCUCGAAUAAUAACAGUAUGCGAAGUACUAGUAUUUGGAAGAAAUCUUACAUCUGAAGAGAAAUCUUUUAAGAAUACGAUAAGAUAUCCGACGAAGAUGAUUAACCUCAACAAUAUAGUGACGCCCUAUGAAAAUACAUGCUUAAUACAAGCGUCAAAUAUUUUAAUUCAAUUUGAUAAUUUCUAUGAAAUAUACGGUUUUGGAUUUGACACAAAUUCAUCCCUACUUGGUAAUAAAAUAACGUUUAACGGUCUAACCGGUAAAGAAAAAAUUGAAUGUUCAUUUUUGGACCAAUACAUAAGUCUCGUUCAAAACACAAGAUUCUUUAUUCAAUGUUUCUCUGUUAUAACAGUAAAAUCAAUAUGGAUAAAUUCGUCAAUGAAUAGUAUGGCAUUGUGCAAUUUUUACAUUGUUGUAAAAGACAAUAUCAAUCAACAAGUGGCAAACUUUUUUCAAGAAAAGAACAACAAAUUAAUAGAACCUUUGCUGAUGGCAUCGAUAUCAAAUGUUACGAAUUUUCUUAAUUGUUAUAAAAACUGUAUAAAUCUACCUAAAUGUGAAACUGCUACAUAUCUUAAAGAUGAACGCAAGUGUUUCUUAUCAGAAGUUUCAACGUAUUUAACUAUGCCGGUUAAUUUCACUAUCGCAACAGAGUCAACUUAUCAGACAAACUUUCAAAUCGUGAACUCAAAAAUGAACUUGUGCUAAACAAUAUCAUGUUUUGUAUUGAAAAUAUUACUUGCAGAUUGUUUUAUAGAGAAUUCUUUCUUACUUAAGAUUGGAAAUACCAAAGUUCUUAUUUAAAAAAGUAGAGUACAUUAUUGAUAUCCU